UUAAACAGUCACGAGACACGUGGUCUCAGUUUGUAGACAAAAAUUUACCUGAUUGUUUUAAUGAAUUUUAUUUUAAGAAACUGAUUAAUUUUUUUUAAUUAAAAUGAGUAACAAAAAUUUAAAAGAAGCAUUUGCUAUAGAAUCAAAACAUUCUGCUUUUUAUACUGGAGGAAAUGUCAAAUGGAGCAAAGAUGGAGAACAUUUAUUUUGUCUGAAUAAUGGAACGGUGUCGGUGUUGUCCAUAAGCACAGGACUCGUUGUAAAUAAAUUAGGAAACUCUGAAGAUGAAGACAUUGAUGUCGUCAAUACUUUUUGUAUCAGUAAUGAUGGCAAUCAAGUAAUAACCUCUCACAAAAGUAGUCUUUUUAAAUUAUGGACAUGGAAAGACGAAAAACUUGUAAAACAUUGGAAGUCAAUUCACCAGGGCCCGAUUCCACUGAUAACUUUUUUCGGUAACGACAUAAUGGCCUCUGGUGGAAGUGAUUCCAGUGUACGACUGUGGAAUUUGCAGCAUCAUUCCUGCACUCACAAUUUAAAAGGACUUAUAGGAGUCGUAAGUGUCUUAGAAUUCCACCCAGAUGAACAAAAGCAAUUACUCUUCGCAGCCGGUGAUGAUAAACAUGAAAUAUUCGGGUGGGAUAUUACAACAGGACAAUUGACAAUAAGACUCAAAGCCCAUCUUAGUAAAGUUACUUCUCUAUCAUUUCAUAAUAACGGUAUUAAUUUAGUAAGUUCGGGACGUGACAAAGUAUUGAUUCUUUGGGAUAUCACGCAACAAGUUUCUAUAAGAGUAUUGCCUGUCUUUGAAGGAAUUGAAGGAGCUUUUAUAAUACCCGCGAAUAUGAAAUUGCCAAUAGACAUUGACGAAGAUUCCGAUAAUAAAAUAUUUGUCGCAAGUGCUGGACAAAAGGGCACAGUUAAGAUAUGGGAAAUGAAAUCUGGCCGCGAAGUUUACUGUCAAAAUAAUUCACUAGUGCCAGCUGCUGAAGACAAAGACGAUCUUUCCAUUACUCACUUGUUGUUGAACGAACAAGUCGAAUGUUUUGCAGUUGUCACGACAGAUCAUCAUAUUCUUAUCCAUGCAUUGAAAAGUUUUGUGUGCACUAAGCAAUUCGUUGGGUACACUGACGAAAUUCUGGACAUUGUCUAUGUGGGAGAAAACGGGAGUCAUAUUGCCGUUGCUACCAACAGUUUGGACAUUAAAUUGUACCAACUGGCGACGAUGAAUUGCCAAUUAUUGCGCGGGCAUACUGAUAUUGUCCUGGCGCUCGCUACAACUCCGGCAAAUCGUUAUUUGAUGGUGUCUUCAGCGAAGGAUAACAGCGUGCGCGUUUGGUUGAUGUGCAAAGAAAGUCAUAUGAUGUUUUGUAUUGGUCACAGUGAACGUCAUAUUGCCUCAGUUGGCUCCGUCGCACUUUCUCAGUCGUCUGCUAAUUUUUUUGCUUCAGUAAGUCAGGACAGGUGUCUAAAAUUGUGGAGUCUUCCGAAAAAACUUUCUACUACAGAUAAAAAUAUUGACCUAAAUGUCGAGCAUACUGUCGUUGGUCAUGAAGCAAAAAGUGAUAUUAAUUGCGUUGUAAUAUCGCCUAAUGAUAAAAUUAUUGCUACUGGAUCACAAGAUAAAACAGCUAAAUUAUGGAGUGCAGACAACUUACAACUUAUCGGAGUACUUCGUGGACAUCGCCGAGGUGUUUGGUGCGUAAGAUUUUCACCAAUUGAUCAAGUAUUAAUGACAACUUCCGCUGAUUGUACCAUAAAACUCUGGUCAAUAUCAGAAUUAAAUUGUCUAAAGACUUUUGAAGGACACGAAUCAUCAGUAAUGAGAGGAGAAUUUAUAACACGUGGAAUGCAAUUAAUUACAUCUGGUUCUGAUGGGUUACUAAAAUUAUGGAUUGUUAAGACUUCAGAAGCCAUAACUACAUUGGAGGCGCAUACUAACAGAGUCUGGACACUUGCUGUAAGUGACGAUGAAAAUCAUAUAAUAAGUGGCGGCAGCGAUUCACAGAUAGUAAUAUGGCGAGAUGUUACUGUUGAGAAUCGCAAUAAGAUGAUGGAAGAAAAAGAGAAAAUAAUAAUGGAAGAGCAGAAAUUAUCAAAUCUUCUUAAAGCUGAUGAACUGGUAGCGGCAUUGAAAUUGGCAUUAAAAUUAGACAAGCCAAUGCAAGUACUGCGUAUUAUUGAAGGCAUAUUAAAAAACAGUGAUAGUGAAAAGCUGAAAGAUGCAAUUAGUGAAUUGAAACCUCAUUACAAAGAGUCUUUACUCAAGUGUGCGUCUACGUGGAAUACUAAUAGUCGUAACGCGCAAGCAGCUCAGUUGAUCAUCAACAUACUGAUGAAUGACAUUGGGAGUGGCGCCAUACAAAUGUCCUCAUUGUCAUCGUCUUUAGAAGCAUUGAUUCCGUAUACAGACAGACAUCUAAAAAGACUCACGCGGUUGUUUCAAGAUCUCCAUCUACUUAAUUACACAGUAAAUCGUAUAAAACCUCACAAUGAACCCAAAAAAAUAAAUGGAUUCAAUGAGUAAUAUUUAUAUUCAAUAAUUAAUGUAAAUAAAUUGAUAAAGUAAUAAAAAUUAUUUUAUUAUCA
Messenger RNA from Microplitis demolitor, 2586 nucleotides. RefSeq names its product transducin beta-like protein 3. The coding region runs from base 104 to 2524 and encodes 806 amino acids. The record is from RefSeq and is a predicted model, not a curated record. Gene Ontology annotation, molecular function: protein binding; U3 snoRNA binding. Gene Ontology annotation, biological process: endonucleolytic cleavage to generate mature 5'-end of SSU-rRNA from (SSU-rRNA, 5.8S rRNA, LSU-rRNA); endonucleolytic cleavage in 5'-ETS of tricistronic rRNA transcript (SSU-rRNA, 5.8S rRNA, LSU-rRNA). The transcript has 11 exons. Gene Ontology annotation, cellular component: nucleolus; small-subunit processome; 90S preribosome. NCBI's taxonomy places the organism in Eukaryota, Metazoa, Arthropoda, Insecta, Hymenoptera, Braconidae.